This is a messenger RNA of Erinaceus europaeus (western European hedgehog), 748 nucleotides long. RefSeq names its product DnaJ heat shock protein family (Hsp40) member C15 (gene DNAJC15). Lineage: Eukaryota; Metazoa; Chordata; Mammalia; Eulipotyphla; Erinaceidae. The transcript is spliced from 6 exons. Gene Ontology annotation, cellular component: PAM complex, Tim23 associated import motor. Gene Ontology annotation, biological process: protein import into mitochondrial matrix. Bases 16 to 600 code for a protein of 194 amino acids. Gene Ontology annotation, molecular function: ATPase activator activity. The record is from RefSeq and is a predicted model, not a curated record.
UUCAGGCGGCGGCGUAUGGAUGAGCUUGCUCCUGGACCCCACCCUCCACAAGCGGCGGGCUUGGAGUUCACUGAACCCGCGAAGAGCCCGGCGCUAACAAGUUUGUCCCCGCUGCCGCUUCGUAGGCGGCACCUACACGCGCCGCGUCUCGCCGGCCGCCCUGUCAUGGCCGCCCACUCGGGAGAGGGACUUCGCUACGCGGAGUACUCGCCGCCCGCGAAUAGAUUGGCUGACGCGGACAUUGACCGGCGCCUGGCACGAAGUCUGAUAGCUGUUGGACUGGGUGUUGCAACACUUGCAUUUGCAGGUCGCUAUGCAUUUCAGAUUUGGAAACCUCUAGAACAAGUAAUCACAGAAACUGCAAAGAAGAUUUCAACUCCUAGCCUUUUGUCAUACUACAAAGGAGGAUUUGAACAGAAAAUGAGUAGACGAGAAGCUAGUCUUAUUUUGGGUGUAAGCCCAUCUGCUGGUAAAGCCAAGAUUAGAACAGCUCACAGGAGAAUCAUGAUUUUGAACCACCCAGAUAAAGGUGGAUCUCCUUACUUAGCAACCAAAAUAAAUGAAGCAAAAGACUUGCUCGAAGCAACCACUAAGCACUGAUUGAUGUUCAAGUAUCACUCUGAAGGGAAAAAGGAAAAGGAUAACUUGAAAAAUCAAAGUCCUGCAAGUGAAUCUCAACUACAGCAUUCAUAAUUGCCGUACCUGAACUGUACAUCAAAAGCUAUAGAAUAAUAAAAGAUUAAUGAUC